AUGGAUAAAUCAUACGUUGUACCUACUGGUCAAGUUUAUCAUAGUAAAGGUCGAAGAUUUUUAUGGGCUGUACUAUUUCUUAUCGCUGUUAUUAUUUUAUUGGCUGGUUUAUUGGUUUUUACUGUUAUUAAUAGAACAUUGAAACCAGAAAUACAAAAGAAAAGUUUAACAAUAUUUGAUAGUAAUUUUACAGAUUCUAAUUCUAAUCGAUCUGAACGAGCAUGUUUAUAUGGACAUAUUGAAUGUGAAUUUGGUGCAAUUUGUACUAAACAACAUGAAUGUCGAUGUUUAUUUAAUUGUACUGAUGAUGAUGAAUAUAUUCAAGAUGAAACAACUGGAAAAUGGUAUUUAAAUAAAUGUCAACUUGAUGAAACUCGAUGUAAUUCUUACUAUGAAAAAAAUUUACAAUGUUUAUCAAUAAAUUGUUCUUAUGGUUCAAAAUGUUUAAUAAGUGAUAAUGGUUUUCCUAUAUGUUAUUGUCCAAGUAAUUGUAAUGAAUAUAUUCGUACAAUAUCAUUCAAUGGAUCAGUUUGUGGUAGUGAUCAUCAAACUUAUGAAACGAUUUGUGAAUUAAAUAAACGAUCAUGUGAAAUACAAGAAAAUUUAUACAUUGCACAUUUAGGCAAAUGUCAACAUUGUCAAAAUUCAAGUUGUAUUUUAAAUCAUAAAAAAUGUGAUCCUUAUAUUAAUUGUUCAUUUGAUUAUCAACCAUUUUGUGCAAAUAAUCUUCAUAAUUAUUCAAAUGAAUGUGAAAUGUUUAAAUAUGCUUGUCAAUCAAAUAUAAAUUUAAUAAAACUUCAUGAUGGAACAUGUACUUUAGAUGAACAAGAACAAUUACGUGAAGCUUGUAAAAAAUUUAUUUGUUUAAAUGGAAAAACAUGUAUGAUUGAAAAUGAUAUUGGAGUAUGUCGAUGUUUAUUUAAUUGUUCAUCCGAAAAGAAUCAAACAUGUGCUUCAAAUGGUAUUAUCUAUCGAAAUUUAUGUGAAAUGGAGCGUGAUCGUUGUAUACAUGGAGAAAAUUUUGUACCAGUUGAUAGUUCAUAUUGCAUAUCAACAUGUGAUACAACUAUAUGUCCAUAUGGUCGAUGUAAACAACAAUCUAAUAAUCACAUUGAAUGUGAAUGUCAACCAUGUUCAAGUAAUUAUUCUUACGAAGAUUUAAUGUGUGGAGAUAAUGGUAUUACAUAUCCAUCAAAAUGUUUCCUUGAAUAUGAUGCUUGUACAAGACAAAUAAAUAUAAAACCAAGUCAUAUGGGACAAUGUAAUAAUUGUCAGGAUGUUGUAUGUCCGUUUAAUGGACAAUGUCAAUCUGAACAAGGCAGUUAUUCAUGUAUAUGUCCAACAAGAAAUAAUUGUCCAAUCGUUCCGAAGAAUAAUUCUUAUACAAUAUGUGGAAGUAAUCAAGAAUUAUUUAAUAGUCAAUGUGAAAUGGAUAUACGUUCAUGUGAAUUAAAAACUCAUAUUUAUACUGUUGCACCUCAUUAUUGUACUAAAGAUAAAGAUUCAAUGGAAUAUACUCAAGAAUGUGGUUAUGAUGAAUCAUUACUUGAUUUAAAAUUAGAUCGUCAUAUUGAUUGUGAUACUAUGGAACGAUGUCCAAUCAAUAGUUAUUGUAAUAAACAAACAAAUCGAUGUUGUGUUAAAGUUAUGACUGCUAUUUUUCCAUAUCGAAUGUGUUUAUCAGAUAGACAUUGUGGUCAAAAUAUGAUUUGUUUAAAUGGUCUUUGUCAAUGUGCAAGAAAUGAUUUGAUGCCAGUAAAAGAAAAAAGAGAAUGCGUUUCUCUUCUUCCACAGUUAUCUAUUAAUUCAAGUUGUAUUAAUUCAUCAUUUGGAUGUUGUAAAGAUAAUAUUACUAUUUCGCUGACUUCUGAUCGACGAGGAUGUCCAGAAUAUUGUAAUUGUAAUUCAAUUGGUUCAUUGCGAUCAUCAUGUGAUCCAAAUACAGAUUCUUGUUAUUGUCGACCAGCUGUUAGUGGAUUAAGUUGUUCAUAUUGUGAAAAUGAAUAUUGGGGUUUUUCUCGUAUAUUAACACAUAAUAAUACUGGCUGUACUCCUUGUGGUUGUCAUCCAUAUGGUUCAUUACAAAAAGAUUGUUUACAAGAUACUGGACAAUGUUCAUGUCAUUCAUUUACAAUAGGUCGUCAAUGUGAUAAAUGUAUUGAUUCAUCUUUAAUAUUAACUGAUCGUGGAUGUGUUAGUUUAAGUAAAAAUCGUUAUCGACGUCAACGAACAUGUCGAGAUUUAAUAUGUCUUUUUGAUGGAAUAUGUGAAAUAAUAAAUGGUUAUCCUCGUUGUAAAUGUCAUCAUAUAACUUGUACAAAUGAAGAACAAUAUUUAAUGAAUAUAUGUGCAUCAGAUGGACGAACUUAUCAAUCAAAAUGUGAUAUUAAACGACAACAAUGUUUAAAACAAUAUGAAAUUGUUUUAAUAUAUCCCGGUGUUUGUAAUGGAAAUGAUGAAAAUUUUCAUUUCGAACAAGAUAAUAUUUUAAAUCAUGAACUGCCAAUAAUACCAAUUGAUUCAAAACGAUGUAUAACAGAUAAAGAUUGUGGAGAAAAUAUGGUUUGUUUAUCAGAAUUUUGUGAAUGUGAACAACAAAAAUAUAAACGUAUACCGGGACCACAAUGUAUUACGCCUCAAUCAAUUUCCUUACGAUCAAAUAAUACAAUAAAUCCUAUUCGUCGUAUAUCCGAUGGUAUUUGUAUACGAUGGAAUCCAUGUAAAAAUCAUGGAAUAUGUCAAGAUCGAACAAAUCAAAACUACACAUGUUUAUGUCCAUUCGGAUGGAAAGGACAUAAUUGUAAUCAAAAAAUUGAAAUAACUAUUCCAUAUUUUAAUCAACAAUCUUAUUUAAAACUUAAGUUAUUAGAACCGAUAAAAUCUAUUGAUCUUACAUUUGCAACAGAACAUAAUGAUGGUUUAAUUUUAUAUUGUGAUAAUAAAUUAAUAGAAUUAUAUUUUACAAUUUCAAUACGAAAUAAAAUUAUCGAUAUUACUAUUCGUUCUGAUCGUUUUAUUUCAACAAUUCAGUUAUCUGAUAUGAUUGAUCUUAAUACAUAUGUCCGUUUACAAAUUCAUCUAUUAUAUAAUGAAAUACAAGUUAAAUUAAAUCAUGGAAAUCUUUCAUCGAGAUUAUUACCAUUUGAUAUUAUGUUGACAAAUAUAUUAUACAUAGGGGGAUUACCAAUAUCAUUUCAUUCUCUUUCACAAUAUUUUGACUCUAAUGAAGGUUUUCAAGGAUGUAUUCAUGAAUUAUCAAUUAAUGGAAAACAAAUUCGAUUUAAUAAUACAGAACAUAUUGGUCAAAAUAUUGAUGAAUGUACAGGAAAUCCAUGUCGAUCAGUGUCAUCUAAAAAUGGAAUUCGAUGUAUACCGAUAAGAAAUAAUGAUGUAAAUAGUUAUAAAUAUUUCGAUAAUGAUUAUUCAACAAUUGAUCGAUGUUUAAUAAAACCAUGUGAAAUAAAUCAACAAUGUAUUAAUGUACAUCCGAAUAAUUAUAUAUGUAUAUGUUUAAAUUGUUCAUUAAAUAAUCAAUAUAUUGCUGGAUUUCAUUCAAAUAGUUAUAUUAAACAUCUACCGUUUCAAUCAUUGAAAGAUACAGAAAGAUUUAAAAUGGAACUAUGGUUUCUACCUGAAAGUUCAUCAGGUUUACUUAUUUAUAGUGAACAUAUUAAUUCCAAAAAAGGUUAUUUUAAACUUUAUUUAGAACGAAAAAUACUUAUAUUCGAUAUUAUCAUUGGUAGUAAACGUAUUUCACUCAGUUCUCGAUAUCCAAUUGAAUUAAAUAAAUGGCAUCAAUGUUUAAUUGAAAUCUAUAGUCAAAAAUUAUCGCUAAUUCUCGAUCAAGAAUCACCUGUUAUAUCUUAUGAAUUAGUUUCUUCAAAUAUUCUAUGGUCUCGUUCAUUUACAUUUAUUGGUUAUUUACCUAAUCAAUAUCGAUCAACAAAUAUUUCGAUAUUCGAAGGAUUUCGUGGAGCAAUACAAAAAAUUAUUCUAAAUAAUCAUUCAUUAAAUGAUAUUCGUCAAAAUGCUAUUAAAUUAUAUAAUAUAACUGAAUAUUAUGGUUAUCCUUGUCAACCAAAUCCAUGUACAUUGAAUAGACAAUGUCAUCAAAUAGAAUUAAAUAAUUAUACUUGUAUUGAAGAAUUAAAACGAAAUGAUACAUCACUUGAACUUGAUGGAACAAUAAAUGCUAUGUAUACAUAUAUACCUUCAAAUUUACGUCGAAAUUAUUUUGAUUUAUUAUUGAAAACAAAAUAUUCUUGGGGGCUGAUUUUUUAUAUUGGUGAAACAUCAUUAUCAUUUUUUUCAAAUUAUUUAUCAUUAAUAGUUAUUGAUGGAUUUCUACAAUUUUCAGUGAAAAUUGAUAGAAAUUCAAGUGUUGCUUUAGUCAAAUCAAAAAUACGAAUUGAUGACGGCCAAUGGCAUCAUAUUCAAAUAGAAAGAUUUCGUCGUCGUAUUAUAAUGAAACUUGAUGAUAAUCAUCGCUAUCAAACAGUAUUAUUAAGUAAACAAACAGAAUUUCAUCCCAAUCCAUCCAAUAUUUAUAUUGGUGGUUAUCAUCGAUUAUGUAGUUAUGAUGAACAACAUUGUCGAUCAUAUCGUGGAUGUUUAAAAAAUGUUACUAUUGAUAAUAAUUAUCUUGAUUUAAUUAAUGAUGAAUUAAAUCGACAUCGUAUAUUAAAACAAUGUCAUGACUUUAAUAAAUAA
Molecule: messenger RNA, 4710 nt
Organism: Rotaria sordida
Lineage: Eukaryota; Metazoa; Rotifera; Eurotatoria; Philodinida; Philodinidae
Source: the annotation of a GenBank genome assembly